Molecule: messenger RNA, 264 nt
Organism: Brenthis ino (lesser marbled fritillary)
Lineage: Eukaryota; Metazoa; Arthropoda; Insecta; Lepidoptera; Nymphalidae
Source: the annotation of a GenBank genome assembly
AUGACUGGAAUUCCAAAACCACGACCACAACGCAAAGACUACAAUCAGCUGUCAUCAAAUGAGAAAUUAGACAACAGGCACAUUGAAGAUAUACACAUAGAGGAAGCUGAAGUAGAUUCAGACGCGAGUAGCACUGAUUUAGACGAACGAGACACGCGCGGUGUAUGCCCGCCUUGUGCGCAUGACCGGUAUAACAACAAUAUUCGUCGACACGCCCAUGAUGAUUUCAGCGAUGACAGUGACUAUGGUAAAAUAUAUUUUGCU